Molecule: messenger RNA, 5245 nt
Organism: Aedes albopictus (Asian tiger mosquito)
Lineage: Eukaryota; Metazoa; Arthropoda; Insecta; Diptera; Culicidae
Product: rho GTPase-activating protein gacF
Exons: 4
Coding region: 1302-4199 (965 amino acids)
Source: RefSeq, a predicted model, not a curated record
GCUAGUUAGAUGCCUGGAUGCCCAGCCAACCAGCAGCAGUGUACCGAAGAGCGAAGAGGAAGACCGUAUACGCCAGAGUGCAGCCCCCAGAGCAGAAGCAGCAAAAGGAGGAAAAUUAUAUUGCCCUCAGACUAGGUACAUUCUUGGUGCGAUUCGUCGUCGUCGUCGCCUUUUUUCCAAUGUGAAUAGUGAAAAAUCGGAUCGCGAGUUUCGUCGGAAUUAGACCCAGGAAGAGAUCCGCCGGAGGCCGUCCCGAUAUUCUCGUGUGUCGUAGUUUCCAUCGUCGUCGUCAGUGCGUGAGUGUUUUCCCGUUUUUUCUACCAUCUUCCUCUUUCUCUUCGGCGGUGAACACUCGAAUGAUGGUGGCGCAGGAAGUGUAAAUUUCUCGCCAAAGGCCAGGAACCAAACGCGAUCGACAAAGGGACGAAUUGGCCCUGCUGGAUGAUUGGGGAAAAUCGGGCGUGGAAUCCCCCCAGUAGUGCAGCCCGCUAAUGGAGAAAAGAAAAAUCCGUGAACGACGAGAGCUUGUGUGAAAAAUUUUCUUUUUCCUCUUGCUGAUGGAUCAGCAGUAGCACAGCAAGUGUGUGGAAGCUACAAGGCAGCGGCGGAGUAGGAGGAGGAAGUAGCUGAAAUUUUCUGACUGACAGUAGAGAAAGACAGCCAGCGCCAGAGUAGAAAAAAAAAAGAGUUUGUGGAGCACCCCUUAUUAAAAACGGCGAAGAAGAAUCAAGAAACGCGGCAAGAAGACGUACAGAAAGACAGAACAAGAAGAAAACCUCGAGAAAAUCGCGAUCUCAAAGAAGGAGCCAAGACAACACAGAAAAGUGAAUUUUUACGUUUUUAUUUUGUACGGUUUUCGGCUUCCUUUCUGCUUGGAUAUUUAUUGUGGUUGUCUACAUCCGAUUUGCAGGCGAGCGUUUGUUCCAGUGUAAAAAUUGCAUAAAAAAUUGCGAAUCCCAUUUUGUGGAAUUACCUACAACACAAAAAGUUGUAAAACAAAGUGUUUGUGUCGAUGUGCGCGAUCGUGUGAAAUUCUUUCCUAUCUGGUGCUCGAAUGUGUGUUUGCAUGGAUCGUUGUUCGUCCGUAUGCAGAGAAUAACAACAAUAACGAAAGCGAGAAAACGCUGAAACUUCCGGACCUGACAACUCUGGAGACACAUCGAUUCAUCGAUCACAAUCACGACGAAAGGCAUCAGCGGAGCAGCAAUCGCAGCACUACCGAAGGAGCAGCGGAAGCGGAGACAACAAAAGGAAACAAGCCCCUCUGGCCCCUCUGGUUGACAUCAAAUGUGCUGCUGGAAAUGAUUAAUACAAAGGACGAAGUCGUAAACUGGUUCAAAGAGUUACAGAGCUACAACCGGAUAGAUACGAUGUGCACCUUGCUCAAUAUGUGCCUUCCAUUCGAGCUGCGCUUCCUGGGGACGUGUCUGGAGGAGCUCGGCCGGCGGGAUGCCCAGGAAUUACGGGGCAUCGAGCUGCGGGUCAACAAUCCCCAGGAGUUCAUCUCGGACAUCGCAUCCUGCCAGGGCGGAGAACCCACGGAUCGGAAGAACCGCCGGAAGAUGGCCAUGUUCCUGGCGUUGAUCCGGGUUUGCAAUCAUACCUGCGUGAACGAACUGUUCAAGACGCUCGAGGGUUGGGGCAAUCGGGACUUUGCGCGACUCUUUGACGAGGACGUACUGCAGGAGCUGCUGCUGGUCUACACCAUGGCCACUAACCAUCCGGUGUUUUCCUUCGAACAACGCAUGAAGUGUGGUGACAUUUUCAACAAGCUGAAGAGCUGCGAACUGAAAACCAGCUCCGGUGCCAGUCACCAUCAUCAGCACCCCCACCAUCACCAUCAGGAGACUGAUAGUCUAUCGAAUGCAACGCCGCCUCCACCUAACGUUGGUUCGGCGGGAACGCCUUUGGGAAUGCCUGCGCCGUCACCGGUGCCAACUCACCCCAUCCAAUCCCAGCAACAGCCGCAGCAGCAGCAGCAGCAGCAGCCAAUUCCAAUGCAAAUCCCAUUGCCGCCACAGCAGCAGACCGUUCCGCCACCCAAUCAACAACAACAACAACCCCAGCAGCAGGUUUCGCUUCCGAUCCCGGGUUUUCCGCAGGCGCCGAUGGCACAGAUGAUGACUGGUGAUGGUAGCAUGCCGGCACACAUGACAGUCGAGGGCCUCCAGCAGAUGCAGAUGCAGAUACCUCAGGACUUCACGAUGCCCCCGCCUUCGACUGUCCCGCCCCACUGGGCGCUCCGUAAUCCCGUGUUCCAGACUUCAUUUCCGCCUCCAUCCUCGUCGCCACAUCUGAGCAAUCCAUCGUCGCCGAUCCACAGCCGUACGGCUAGUCCGACGCGGAUCCCGACGAGCAGUGUGCAGCAUCGCAUCAGUCGGAAUCAGCAACCGACUCCGAGCGAACAGCAGCUACAGCAGCGUCAGCAUCAGCAAGACCAUCGGGGGGAUCAGCAGCAGCAACAGCGGGAAAGUCAGCAGCAACAAGCGCAGCUGCAGCAGCAGUCGUUAAAAUCAGUCGAUGAGUCAUUGCUCUUGGAUCAAACGACGGCCAUGACUCAGCUGCAGCAGCUGCGCAAUGGUUAUAGGCCUAGCCAUAACACGCUGCCCCGCCAAUCGAACAAACAGAGCUAUGUCAAUCAGAUUCAGUACCACCAUCAGCAGCAACAGCAGGCACAUCAACAACAACAACAGCAGUCGAACUUCCACGGCACUAACCCUGGCCUGGGAAUUGCGUAUCCAAUGAAUAAUCUAAGUCUGAUUGAUCUGACGCAAAAGAGCAGCAGCGAUUCGGGCAGCUCGACGGGGGACAUGUCCCCGCCGGAAACUCCCGGUCUGAAUACGGCGAAUCCAGCAGCGAGCAACAACAACAACCUUGGCGGAUUGAUCCGAAGUAGGUCGUCGAAUCUGGGCAGGAUUAACGGGCGUCCGGACCAGAAGCAACAACAGCAAUUAGGUAGUUCUGUGAUAUAUAAUCCGACAGUGGUAGCGCAACAGCAGUCGCAGCAGCAGCCACAGCCACCACAGUUCGUCGGCGGCGGUAGUAACGACAUAAUGGUAACAUCAGCUACACAAAAUUUAAUUAGUAAUAGUAAUAAUAAUAACAAUACUAUGAAUAUUAGCAAUGGAAAUAACAAUAGCGUAGUGUCAAACGCUCUGCUGAUAGGAGCCCCGACGCAAUCGGCCGGAGGUGCGAACCUAGUUCUGGGCUCACAGCCACAGUUUCCUGCUCCCUAUCCACCAUAUCAUACGGCGCAUUUGGCAGCGCGACCUGCACCACUGAUUUCGACCCAUGCGGCCACAACCCUUCCGCCGGGUACUGCAUUCCGAACGCCAGCAGCUUACCACACGAUGCAACACAACGGAGAGAUUCUGUAUCCCUACCCAACGCAGGUUGCAACCGUCGGAGGUGGAGGCGCUCCCUUGGCCUUUCUGCCAACAGCGACCGCGCCGGUAGCUACCAGUACCCAAACGUUACGGUCAGUUGGUACAUCCCAACAACCCCCGCCACCACAAGCACCACAACAGCAGGUCCAACAACCCCUGCUAAUACAGCAAAAAGUGCCCACAGCCUACACGCCACCUGCCGUCGUUGCUGCUGUUCCUCCCCCGCAUCCUCCGAGUGCUGGCACUCCAACGGGAAUGUACUCCGCUCUGUCCUGCUUCAACUGUGGUUCCCAAAAGCACACCGGGCUAGACUGCCAGGAAGCGUCCAUGGAAGACGUGACGCGAAACUCGAUCUACAAACUCGAUUACAACGCAGCAGCGACUCAGCAGCUGGCCGCGGCAAUAGCUGCCGGCGCGAUUCCCAAUCCCGCCCUGGUCGCAGCAGCCGCGAGCGUCGUUCCCGUAUCGUCCACAUCACCUCCCUCGUCCGUUUCGGUAGCAUCCCUACCGCCACUGUCGGCGGUGCCAUCCUCGGCGUCCUCUUCAUCGUCCUCGUCUUCAUCUUCUUCAUCAUCGUCUUCGUCUUCGUCUUCUACUUCGUCGCUAACAUCUGCUUCAGUCUCGUCCUCGACGACGACACUGCCACUAGCGCCGCAACCUCCUGCACCACACCAACCGCAGCAGCACGGAUCCAACCUUCUUAUUAGCAGUAGUAGUAGUAACAAUAGCUCGCUAGACGCCUCCACAUCUGUAUCAACACAAACAAUAAAUAAUCAAACGGAUAGCAGUAGUAGUAGCACUAUUAGUAAGUGAUCUUCAAUCUAAAAAAACUAAUCUUAUAAAAAGAAUGAUAAAAAACACAUAUUCUAUAAGAAGAAAAACUAAUUAAAAAGUAAAUAGUAUACUCUGCAAAAAAGGAUAAAAAGUCUAAAAAAGAUAUAGGAAACAAAAAAAAAACACAAACACACGUACACACACAUGCCGAAAGAGUAAGUCUGUCAGUAACGGGACACAAAAUUAGCAAAACUGAAACGAAAGAAGAAAAAAACAAAAAACAAAAAUUGGAACAAUUUUACUAUUAGAAUGGUUAAUUACGGCAAAAAAGAAGAAAAACGAGAACUGACAGUGAAAUCGUGUGAUGUAAAAGUGAAUGAUGAUUAUUUAGUGUGUUGGCUUGGAACGGAACGUGCUCCUACACCGGCAAAUAUCUGAAACAUUCGGCUGAAAAUUGUAUUUCAAGAGAAGGAUAUCCUAUGAAAAUCCUUUCUUAUUCAUCGCAGGCUUUCGAAAACCAGAAAAAAAGAUGUGUGCCAUUUUACAAGGAACGAAAAAAAAAACCUUUUUGUAUUUUAACCCUAGACAUGCAAGUACGGAUGGAUGGAAACACAGUUAUACAGUGUGAUACAGCGAGACUACACCGGGAAAUUAAAAAAAAGAAAACAAGUUACUAGCACAGGGUAGGGGCACGCCAAUCUUAUUGACUAAGGUCGAGCAUCAACCAGUAAGACGAAAAGAAAAAAGUCAGUCAGCCGUCAGGUUUUUUUUCCUUGUUUUUGUGUAGGACAAAUCCAAUAACCUCUUGUACUCAAAAUAUUUAUUUUUUAUAUAUUUUCCCCUAUUUUUGUAUAUUGCCGCAUAUUAUAGUACCCAAAACUGGAGCUUUUUUGUUUCGUAAAGUUUUUCUUUUGAGUUAUUAGAGGGUAAUCUACUUAUCAAAUAUUAUGCUUUAAGGACCUCUGCUCUGCGGGCAGGUAAAAAAAUGUAAACAAGAUCACGAUCAACUUUUUAAAUGUUUAUUUAAAUGUAGUUAUGAUCUAAUGUAAUAUUGUGUAAAUGUACUUGUUGAUACGGUUAAGAUA